GUUUGUUAUUUUCAUUAUGUAUUUUUAUGUAAUUGAAGAUUAAUAUAUUCAUAGAACGUAACCUAACAUUUUUAAAUGGACAAGGAGAAGUUAGAGACCAAAAAUUCGAAGCAACCUCCUUGGAAGGAUGUUAGCAUAUCAGAUCCACGAGUACGGUUAAAGUAUCUAUCUGAUUAUGCUUCCACAGUAGAAAUGGACCGUAACAAUCCACCACACAGGUAUUAUCGUUCUGGUGUGGAAAUGCUUAGAAUGGCAGAUAUGUGUAUGAAAGAUAAUGAUCUUGAAUAUGCAUACCUUUUAUAUGUCAAAUUCAUAACGAUUUUUCUUGAAAAAAUAAGAAAUCAUCCACAGUUUCAUACAGUACCAUUGAAAGACAAGAAACAAAAUGAACAAACAUUACGCAAAGUAAUCCCUAAGGCUGAAGAGUUGAAGAAACAAUUAUUAGAACAAUACCAAACAGAGUUCAAUGAAUAUUUAGGAGAUAUGAAAGAAAAAGAAAGAAUUGAAAAAGAAAGACUGAAACAAGAAGAACUAGAAAGAUUGAGGGAAGAAGAGAAGAAGAAUAAGUUAGCUGCAUUAGCAGCUGUUAAAGCAGCAAAAAUUGCUGCAAGUGAAAAUGUAGUAGCUCCAGAAGAAAACAAGAUUAAGAAAAUUUCAAAUAUAUCACCAAAACCAUUAGUACAAUUAGUAAGUCCAGGUAGUGAUGUAACUGCACAAACAUCUAAGGAAAACAAACCUAAUAUAGAUCGUUCAACAAAGCCUUCUCUACUAUGUGACAAUUUUAUUUUAAGAGAUAUAGUAUUGCCAACUAAGUUAAUGCACAAUUUUCUCAUGUUGGCUUUCACUAAUACAAUGAAUAAUAAAGAGACUUGUGGUAUACUAGCAGGAAAAUUAGAAAGAAAUAAAUUACUAGUCACUCAUUUAUUAAUUCCUGAACAAACAGGAUCCCCAGAUUCCUGUGUUACACAUAAUGAAGAAGAUAUAUUUGAUUAUCAAGAUCAACACAAUUUGAUUACUCUUGGUUGGAUACAUACACAUCCUACACAGACUGCAUUUCUAUCUAGUGUUGAUCUUCAUACACAUUGUGCAUAUCAACUUAUGAUGGCUGAAGCAAUUGCCAUUGUUUGUGCUCCUAAAUAUGAUGAGACAGGUUAUUUUAUUUUAACUCCAGAAUAUGGAUUAGAAUUCAUUGCUAAUUGCAGGGAAACGGGAUUUCAUCCGCAUCCAAACGAUCCUCCAUUGUAUAUGAAAGCAAAGCACUGUAAAUUGGAUACAACAGCAAUUAUAGAAGUAGUAGACUUAAGAAGAAAAUGA
Messenger RNA from Habropoda laboriosa, 1314 nucleotides. RefSeq names its product STAM-binding protein-like A. The record is from RefSeq and is a predicted model, not a curated record. Gene Ontology annotation, cellular component: endosome; membrane. The transcript has 9 exons. Lineage: Eukaryota; Metazoa; Arthropoda; Insecta; Hymenoptera; Apidae. Gene Ontology annotation, biological process: protein K63-linked deubiquitination. Bases 76 to 1314 code for a protein of 412 amino acids. Gene Ontology annotation, molecular function: K63-linked deubiquitinase activity; protein binding; metal-dependent deubiquitinase activity.